Molecule: messenger RNA, 2806 nt
Organism: Ficedula albicollis (Collared flycatcher)
Lineage: Eukaryota; Metazoa; Chordata; Aves; Passeriformes; Muscicapidae
Gene: GABPB1
Product: GA binding protein transcription factor beta subunit 1
Exons: 8
Coding region: 48-1199 (383 amino acids)
Biological process (GO): positive regulation of transcription by RNA polymerase II
Cellular component (GO): nucleus
Molecular function (GO): protein binding; transcription cis-regulatory region binding
Source: RefSeq, a predicted model, not a curated record
GUUAAUGUUAUUAUUUUGUCUUUAUAUUCCUUUAUCUUCUUCACUAGAUGUCACUAGUAGAUUUGGGAAAGAAACUUUUAGAAGCUGCACGAGCAGGUCAAGAUGAUGAAGUUCGCAUUUUGAUGGCAAAUGGAGCACCUUUUACCACAGACUGGUUGGGAACAUCUCCACUUCAUCUAGCAGCACAAUAUGGACACUACUCCACCACAGAAGUGUUGCUGCGAGCAGGUGUGAGUCGGGAUGCCAGAACCAAAGUGGACAGAACUCCAUUACAUAUGGCAGCAUCAGAAGGCCAUGCCAGCAUAGUAGAAGUCUUACUUAAGCAUGGUGCUGAUGUCAAUGCGAAGGACAUGCUCAAAAUGACUGCACUUCACUGGGCUACUGAACAUCACCACCAAGAAGUUGUAGAACUCUUGAUAAAGUAUGGAGCAGAUGUUCAUGCUCAGAGUAAAUUUUGCAAAACGGCAUUAGAUAUUGCAGUAGACAAUGGAAAUGAAGACAUUGCAGAAAUAUUACAGAUUGCAAUGCAGAACCAAAUCAAUACGAAUCCCGAGAGUCCAGACACUGUGACGAUACACGCAGCCACGCCGCAGUUCAUCAUUGGACCUGGAGGGGUGGUGAACCUAACAGAUGAAACAGGAGUGUCUGCUGUACAGUUUGGAAAUUCAUCAACAUCAGUAUUAGCUACGUUGGCAGCUUUAGCAGAAGCGUCAGCUCCACUGUCUAAUUCUUCAGAAACACCAGUUGUGGCCACAGAAGAAGUUGUGACUGCAGAAUCCGUGGAUGGGGCCAUUCAGCAGGUGGUCAGUUCUGGAGGCCAGCAGGUCAUUACCAUAGUUACGGACGGCAUCCAGCUGGGCAACCUGCAUUCCAUUCCAACCAGUGGGAUAGGACAACCCAUCAUUGUGACCAUGCCAGAUGGGCAGCAAGUGUUAACAGUUCCAGCAACAGACAUUGCUGAAGAAACUGUAAUAAGUGAAGAACCGCCAGUGAAGAGACAAUGCAUUGAGAUUGUUGAAAAUCGUGUGGAGUCUGCAGAAAUAGAAGAAAGAGAAACUCUUCAGAAACAGCUGGAUGAGGCAAACAGAGAAGCACAAAAAUAUCGUCAGCAGCUUCUAAAGAAGGAACAAGAAGCAGAGGCCUAUCGGCAGAAGUUAGAGGCAAUGAACCGCCUCCAGACUAAUAAAGAAGCUGUUUAAUAAAAAAUGAACACACUUCAAAGCCUGUUACUUUCAAAAACCUGCAGUACAAUCUUGAACUGUACACUAUAUAGGUGCAGCCAUGGGAUUUCAUGAUAGAGAAGAUGCUACAAGUUGAUAACUGGACUUAAGCCGUGAGCUCUGAUUAAUUUCUUGUAACAUAAAAACUCUGAAUUUAGAAAUUGUGAAAAGUAUUUAAAAUGAAAUACUGUAAAUAGUUGGUUUUUUUACAGUUUCAAAAUGAGUUGAUAAAUCUUUUUGAAGGGAUCCAGAAACAUGAAAAGCCAAUGUUUUUGUGAAAUUUUUGAUUUUAGUAUGAAUCUAACUUCUGAAAAACAGAACAGUUUUAAGGGUGAUGUUGAUUUAACCUGACAAUUUGAAAUUUGAUUAUGUGACAAAAUUAAUUAACAGUUAUUUCUACAUGAUAACAACUCAACUUCUCUGAAUAAGACAUUUCCAGGUGGAAAUCUUUGUACAGCUUUAAGUAGUUGUCUCAGAUUCUCUUAAAACCAUUUUUUUUUUUAUUUUAGGUGGUAAAAUUUUUAUAUUUAAUUUCAGAUAUAUCCAAGUAGAUUUACAUGUAUAUGAAGCUAAUAUUUUUUAAACUUUUCAGUUUGUACAUAUGCUGCAUGUUUUUAUAAUUUCUACACAUACAUCUUGCAUAAGUAUUUUUCAGCAAAGAUGAGAAAAAUUAUGAGAAAAAUGUUUAGCCUAUAGGUCAUUUGAAGUAAGCUAGCAGCCAGUUUUAUUGUGGAUGGUAUAUUUCUUGGAAGAAUGUAAUUUGUAAUUAAGAAGAACAAAAAAGUAUCUUAAUUUACAUAUUAAGAGGCAAAAUUUGAUAGUGGAGGCGUUGGAACUUCACUUUGUGUGUCUUACAGUUUUCCUGUACAAACAUUUUAAAGUUCAGUAAUGAAUAGAAAAGAAUGUCGCCACUGGAACACAAAUAGUAGCUAUUUUAGAAUAUCCCUAUUGGUCUCUGUUCCCCAAUAACCUUGGAAUUACUUCAGUGAUGCAUUUUUUUAACGGACUUUUGCAUUUUAAUUACACAAUUGGACUAGUAUUUUUUUAUGUUGUAGUGAUGCUCUUCCUACCCAGCAUCAUCGUUCCUCACUGUGAUACUGUGUUUGUGUGUGUCUGUGCAGUGAUCUAUUAUGCUUAAAAUUUAUAUGGCACGUUACAUCUUCAGAGCAUUGUAAAAUCUUUUAGAGAGCCCUUACUGCACUGCCUGUGGCAGGUAAGUGAGUGUUACUGUCUCAGUUUUAGAACUGGUUUAAGUGCAACACGAGGGAGUGUGAAAUGACUGGCUUAACACCGUGUGAACCUGUGGUCUCCUGGGAAUGGAUCUCAGGAGUUCCUGGCAUCUAGUCCUGUGCUUAGACUGAGCUGCCUUAAGAUUGUUCAGUGCUGUGUUACAUUAAAUUUUGAACUACUGUGCAGAUUCGUUUUUUUGUAAGAUAAAACUCUUUGUGCUUUGCUUUGUUGUUCCAUGUUCACUGCUUUUAUGGAAUUGUUUAUAUAAAGUUAAGCAAAAGGUCUGGUUUAUCUAUACUGUACACGAAAGAAUUACCCUUAAAACUGUACUCUGGCCUACUUUUUCUAUUUUACAA